Messenger RNA from Loa loa (African eye worm), 192 nucleotides. RefSeq lists its product as hypothetical. Bases 1 to 192 code for a protein of 63 amino acids. NCBI's taxonomy places the organism in Eukaryota, Metazoa, Nematoda, Chromadorea, Rhabditida, Onchocercidae. The transcript has a single exon. The record is from RefSeq and is a predicted model, not a curated record.
AUGCCGUGCAUACCUGCCAUAGCUACCAUCUUUACUGCACGUCCCCAGCGACAUGUCAUCUGCUACGGUGAUUAUGUCACACCUUCGGACAAAGUCGGAUCAGGAACUCCGUCAAAACGAAUAGCUCAUGCAAGCAUCAUAAGCGAAGGCGGCCGAGCCAGCAGUGGUAAAGUGCGGUGCAAGUUGUCAUAA